Molecule: messenger RNA, 403 nt
Organism: Cetraspora pellucida
Lineage: Eukaryota; Fungi; Glomeromycota; Glomeromycetes; Diversisporales; Gigasporaceae
Source: the annotation of a GenBank genome assembly
GUGGAUGUUGGAGCAAGUCGAAGCAGGUAAUCUCAUUCAGGAUUUGAAAAUGGAUGUUUUACAAGCAAUCUUUGCAAAUCUUUCAGAUGAUCUUCAUGAAGCUGGUAAUUCAAGGCUUGAAGGUCUUAUUAGGUUACUGGAUACUUUCUGUCUUCCAAAUGUGAUGGAAAUUGAUAAAUUCUUAAAUUUUAAUAGUGAAGAGAUUGUUUAUGAAGUCUUCUCAGAGGAUCAAAUCAUUAAGAAGCUGGCUUAUGUGUUCAGAAAUGAUGAAAGUGUUGAAGUUAUGGAUAAAGGAAAUACUGAGGUAAUAGAUGAAGAGGAAGACGAUAGUGUAGAACCCACAAUUGUUAGUGGUAGCUCGGCGUUGAAUAGUUUAGAAAAUGUUCAGAUGUUUUUACUUUAG